AUGAACUUCUACCUCCUGAUAUAUUCUUCUGUAACACUACUGCUUCUGCAGCAUACAGUUUGUAUAGCACGUUCGUCGGUCGACGAUGUAGCCAACGCAAAUGAUGAUGAAGAAAUCGCUGAACAAGGUUAUACAAAAGUUCAAUCAGAACUUCAAAAAGCUGUCUUAAAAGGUUAUGACAAAAAACGUCGACCAGUUCUUUAUCAGUAUACACCGACAUAUGUUAAUGCAUUUGUACAUCUGACACAUAUUUCUGUUGAUCAAAGAGAACAAACUUUAACAUUGGCCGGAAUUAUUACUAUGCGUUGGGCAGAUGAAUAUGCUGUUUGGGAUCCGAGUAAAUAUUAUGGAAUUAAAAAACUGACACUAAAUCAAUGGGAAAUAUGGGUACCAGAUAUUCGUGUAACAAAUAGCGUUGCUGGUUUAGGACAAUUUUUUGAGAUCUCCAGACGAUCACAUGUAACAUUGGAAAGUAUUAAUCCAUAUCGAAGCUACGCAACUGUAAGGCCAAAAUUUAAUAUCAGAAUUGGAUGUAAAUUUGACUAUUCAUCAUAUCCAAAUGAUGUUCAACAAUGUGCUAUGGGAUUGUUCACAAUCCAACGGAUGAGUGACGUACAACUUUUUUAUGCAUUUGAACCGUCUGUACUGUUGGUGGAGUUAAAGUUGGUAAGGCAUGCCCCGUACUAUAUGACAGCGAUGUUCCUACCUGCAGUCAUCUCAUUUGUUGUCGUCAUUACCUCAUUUUUUCUUCCGUCACCAGCUUCGGCUAUCUAUGUUCUGUUAGCAAAUUUUUUUUUAAUUGACCUAUUUCUUGAAGAUCUUCUGGCAUUACUACCUCCGGUUAUCGGCAGUUUACCGCGAAUUGUUCGUUACACUGGUCUUGUUAUUGUCCUAACAACAAUUUCAAUCUUUCUCAACUACUGGUUUUACAAUUUGUUGAAUUUAAAGACUACUGCAACUGGUUUUGUAAAAAACUUGGCAAGACUGAAGAGUUUACUACCACGCCGUCUUCAGGAUGUGGCAAGUCGUACAUAUCAACAGAAUCAGACAGUAUUACACCGGUUGAUGCUUAAAAAUUAUAAUCGUGAUGAAAGACCGGUUCGUAACCAAAAUCAAAUACUGAUUAUUCAAAUGUAUCCGCAUGUUACACAUAUAUCCAUUGAUCAAUCCGAACAAACUGUUAUGCUUAACGGUAUUAUGCAUAUGAAAUGGAAAGAUGAAAAUGCAACUUGGGAACCCAGUGAACGAAACGGCGUUCGAGUGACCAAUUUAAAACAGUGGGAAAUAUGGCAUCCAGAAAUUAUGUAUUCUGAAAAAAGAACAAGAACACAGGCAACUGAAUAUACAGAAGUCUAUUCCUAUCCAAGAUUCUCAAUUAAAGUUGGAUGUCGAUUUGAUUAUUCUGCAUAUCCAAAAGAUAUACAAAAAUGUAUCGUUGAAUGGAGAAACUACAGUUCAAAAUCUUUAAUUAGCGAUUGGAAAAUUGUUCAAAUACAUAGUUACAGCUCUUUUUAUGCCGGUUAUUAUGGAACUGAUAACACCAAUCAGAUGGCAUCGGCAGUCGAUUUUGAAACUGCCGUUUCGAUGAUGCAUACAGAAAUUAUUUUGCAACGUUAUGCACCUUAUUAUGGAUUGGCAGUAAUCCUUCCGGCCUUUGUAUCGUUUCUGUUUCUGAUCAGCUCAUAUCUUCUUCCAAAUCCAAGUUCAGCAGUAUAUUUGUUGAUUGCAAAUUUUUUUUUGAUUGGCAUCUUUAUUGGCGAUAUUAUACAUCUGUUACCCCCAGCCAUAGGAUCAUUACCAAAAAUUGAUAGUCUAUAA
This is a messenger RNA of Enterobius vermicularis (human pinworm), 1818 nucleotides long. NCBI's taxonomy places the organism in Eukaryota, Metazoa, Nematoda, Chromadorea, Rhabditida, Oxyuridae. The record is from the annotation of a GenBank genome assembly.